AUGCUCGUCAACCUCGCCGGCGCCCAAGACGUCGAGGCCGGCGACGGCACCACCUCGGUCGUCGUCAUCUGCGGAAGCUUGCUCGGCGCCGCCGACCGGCUGCUGUCCAAAGGCAUCCACCCUUCCGUCAUCUCCGAGGCUUCCAGAGAGAGCAGCCGGCGCGGCGCGGCCAACACGUCGCUGUCGUCCAAGAUUGUGUCGCAGUACUCGAACCUCCUCGGGCCCAUGGCCGUCAACUCGGUUACCAAGACGAUCGACAUCAAGACGGCGGAUAACGUGGACCUGAACAACAUUCGAAUCAUCAAAAGCGAGCUCGUCGACGGCCUCGUCCUCAACCAGCCUGUGCUGAAGAACGCCGGCGGACCGGCGCGGAUGGAGAAGGCGCGCAUCGGACUGAUCCAGUUCCAGCUGAGCCCGCCCAAGCCGGAUAUGGAGAACACGAUUCAGGUCAACGACUAUAGGCAAAUGGACAAGAUCGUCAAGGAGGAGCGCCUCUACCUGCUGAACAUGGCCAAGAAGAUCAAGAAGGCCAAGUGCAACGUGCUGCUGAUCCAGAAGUCGAUCCUCCGCGACGCCGUCAACGACCUCUCCUCCACUUCCUCGCCAAGCUCGGCAUCCUCGCCAUCAAGGACAUUGAGCGGGACGAGGUCGAGUUCAUCUGCAAGUCGACGGGAUGCAAGCCAUCGCCGACAUCGAAUCCUUCACCGAGGACAAGCUCGGCUCGCCGACCUCGUCGAGGAGGUGCAGUCGUCGGGCGCGCGCAUGGUCAAGGUGACGGGCGCCAAGGCGACGGGCAAGACCGUCUCCGUCGUCGUCCGCGGCGCCAACUCUCUCAUCCUCGAGGAGGCGGAGCGCAGCUUGCACGACGCGCUCUGCGUCAUGCGCUGCUCGUGA
Drechmeria coniospora is the source of this 894-nucleotide messenger RNA. RefSeq lists its product as uncharacterized. Gene Ontology annotation, biological process: protein folding. The record is from RefSeq and is a predicted model, not a curated record. Gene Ontology annotation, molecular function: ATP binding; ATP-dependent protein folding chaperone; ATP hydrolysis activity. The transcript has 4 exons. Gene Ontology annotation, cellular component: chaperonin-containing T-complex. NCBI's taxonomy places the organism in Eukaryota, Fungi, Ascomycota, Sordariomycetes, Hypocreales, Ophiocordycipitaceae. The coding region runs from base 1 to 894 and encodes 297 amino acids.